CCAACCUUCUCGACCAAGCUCAGCGGUGGGGGGAAUAGAAACACCAUGGUGUCUUGUUUACAAUCGUCAAUAUACCGCAGUUAGACUUUACACCAUUUUACACACAUUACAGCAGAAACCAUGCCGUGUUUAAUAAUUAAUCUCGUCGUUACGCCAAAUGUUGUGAGAUUUAAGUGUUGACGGUGGCUUUUCGUCAAAGAAUCCGGGUAUAGUUAUAGGUUUAUUCUGCUUUCUUCCUCACAGACGUAUUUUGACGAUGUCGGGCAUGUUAAGUAGGAUAUUGCGACCCGCGUUGCUGCUGUCUGCAGUCAGAAACAAGAAGCCACAGUGGAGGCACGAGACGCUGGUCCGCGCGAGUUCUGCAAGUGAAGCCUCCAUUCGGUCACUCAAAGACUGUCUCGAGGUCAACUAUGGAGGGACACCGAUACGGUUUAACUAUGUGUGGCUGCGGGAUCACUGCCGCUCUGAGGCUUCAUACAACUCCAGCACUAACCAGAGAAACCUGGACACUGCAAGUAUAGACCUCUCCAUCCGCCCUGAAAACACAACUGUGCAAGAUGGCCAUCUAGUCCUCACCUGGCCAGGAGGUCAUGUCUCAAAAUACAGCCUUAGCUGGCUAGCUGAGAACAGCUACGAAGAAAAUAAGCAAAGCACCAUCCAACCACGCAUCCUCUGGAAUUCAGACACCUACAAAAAUGCAAACAUACCCUCUGCAAAAUGGGAGAGCUUUAUGAGUUGUGACGAUGAAGUAAAGAAGUUUCUUCAGGGCUAUCUUCUGUAUGGGAUCGCUUUUGUCGAUGAUGUCCCUGCUACAGUCGAAGCCACAGAGAAGGUCACCCAGAGAGUCAGUCUAAUCAGGGAGACUACAUAUGGAAGAAUGUGGUGUUUUACAUCAGAUUUUUCCAGAGGAGAUACUGCCUACAGCAAGCUGGGCCUGGACCGUCACACUGACACCUCCUACUUUCAGGAACCUUGUGGAAUCCAGGUUUUCCACUGCCUCAAGCAUGAGGGAACUGGGGGAAGGACACUGCUCGUGGAUGGGUUCUACGCCGCUGAAAAAGUUCGCCAGCAGUCUCCAGAAAACUUUGAGCUGCUUUCCAAAGUGCCUAUUAGACAUGAGUACAUUGAAAAGUCUGAAAAUCACCGAAACCACAUGACAGGGAUCGGCCCUGUACUCAACGUCUAUCCUUGGAACGAUGAAAUGUACCUGUUUCGAUACAACAACUAUGACCGAUCCGUGAUAAACACAGUGCCUCACGACCUUGUUCGGCAAUGGUAUAUCGCACAUCGAGAGCUGACAAAUGAACUGAGGAGACCAGAGAAUGAGCUGUGGGUGAAACUGACUCCAGGGAAAGUGAUUUUUAUUGACAACUGGCGUGUCAUGCAUGGGAGGGACUCUUUCACCGGCCUGAGGCAGCUCUGCGGAUGCUACCUGACCAGAGACGACAUCCUCAGUUCUGCACGCGUCUUCGGUCUGCAGGCGUGAUCUUGGACAUCAAGACCUCUUCACCUCUGUGCCUUAUCAGUUAGCCUAUGCUAGUGAGAGUAAAGAUGAUCCAGCAACCUUUAGGAUAAUCUACCAACUAGCUAUCAUUUUACUUUUUUAACAGUUGGUACCCGUGAAUGUGUGUUUUAUUGUUUAAUAUAAAACUUAACUGAUUUCUGAUAGCCAAAGUCAAUUCAUUAUCUAUUAAAAAUACAGGUUAUGGUAGUUUUUACAUUUUCAGUGAGAGCCUUCUGCAUCAAGUCACACUGCUGCUGCGUGCUGUAGGAGUACUCACCCUUGUUUAUAGUUUUGAAAUAAAUGUUUGAUUGUUGUUGUAUCA
Molecule: messenger RNA, 1826 nt
Organism: Eleginops maclovinus (Patagonian blennie)
Lineage: Eukaryota; Metazoa; Chordata; Actinopteri; Perciformes; Eleginopidae
Gene: tmlhe
Product: trimethyllysine hydroxylase, epsilon
Exons: 7
Coding region: 257-1486 (409 amino acids)
Biological process (GO): carnitine biosynthetic process
Cellular component (GO): mitochondrion
Molecular function (GO): iron ion binding; trimethyllysine dioxygenase activity
Source: RefSeq, a predicted model, not a curated record